AUGGAUAAAAGACAACUCAUCGGUAGCGCGACCCGGUACAUCGCUGGCAGACACGCCGUCCAGACAGUGUACUGGAGGCGGACAGCAGAAGAUGGCAAGGGGCUCUUGAAGACAACUAAGAUGACGUUCUUCGGAAAAAACGAAGGCCCCAACAAAAUUGACAGCGCUGAAAUGUUUGCGAAAGUUCGGGAGAGAUAUGCGUGA
This is a messenger RNA of Danaus chrysippus (African queen), 204 nucleotides long. Lineage: Eukaryota; Metazoa; Arthropoda; Insecta; Lepidoptera; Nymphalidae. The record is from the annotation of a GenBank genome assembly.